AUGGUCCCCACGCAGGACACGUCGUCCAGGGGACGAAGCCCCGCGCGAGGGAACAACACCGUGGAUGACGACGACUGGUCCGGGUACAGCGAUAGCGAGAGCAUUGCUAGCUUCUCCACUGUGUCGUACGACUUCCCGACAAUGGACAGGCAGGAAUGUGCACCCGGGUUCCGCCUCAAAGAAAAUGAACAGGACAGGCCCGUCUAUGAAGCCUGGAACAUUGAUUACUACCCGGAGGAGCGCGAAGUUGUUGAGAGCGUCAAGGUGCUCGGCGUCAAAGUCGAGAACUACCAGCACAUCGCCAGCAGCACCCAUGUGACGCCGCAACCAUCCACCCAGUCGGAACUGGCCGCCAUGCACCUGCGCGGCCUCGAGGACUUCCGGGCCAAACACAAGCGCUGCUGGGCGACGCGGCCUUUCCGCCGCAAGGGCAAGACGUACGAACAGGAUCUCGAAGAGAGGUGCAGAAGAUUGCCCAGCGAGGUGCAGGACGCCAUCACGCAACUGCUCCUGGACAGAGGUAACGCCUCCUCAACCCGUUACCGGACCCGGACCUGGACCGUCGUCGUGGUGCGCGAGCAGCUGCGUCGUCGGUUUGCUCAGCCCGACUUCACCGAGGUGAAGCAGCACAAGUUCCGGUUUUGGAAGAAGCGCGGCACGGAGGAGCCUCUGCGAUACACCGUGGUCAUCCGAGGAGUCGAGACCAAGGCCUGUGUUGGCGAGGAGUGCAUCAACUCCUUCGCGCCUCGCUCCAAUCCGUGGAUGCAGGCCGACAACGCCGAGAUCCGCCGCAGGUUGCGCGAGGAACGGGACCGGCGGGACUCCCCGGCCGGCAAGAGACGCGUCUUCUCGCCACCGUAUUACCGGACCCGAGACCGCGCACGCUCGCUGUCUCCCCCUGCGUACCGGAGCCGGCGGGGCCGGUAUGCGUCGCCGGCUCCGUCGUCCCUAGACUACCGGUACGAAUCUCCGCCUCCGUACCGCCGCUGCACCCGCAGCGAAUCCCCGCUGCCCAGCCCCUCGCCGAGCGCGCGCAUCCGCGUGAUGCCGCGCUACGACCCGCGUCCCUUCGACGAGGCGCCGUUCCCUCCCACGCCCCCGGAGUCCUACACCCCGCCGCCUCUCGUCUCCGGCUACUACCGACCAUCAGCCACCGCGCCUGCGCCACCUUUCCCGCCAGCACCAGCCCCUUAUUACACCACCGCCACCACCACCAACCCACCAUAUCUCCCCCGCCCCGCCUACGCCCCAAUGCCCCUCCUCCCUCCCCGCCCCCUGCCCGCGCGCGGACCCUUCCCCUCCUACGGCCCCCCGCCGCCCUUCAACCCCUACCACCACCCCAUCCACCCGACGGGCCCUCCCGCUCCCGCCGGCGGGCCGCUCUACCCGCUGCACCACCCCGCCGCCGCCGCGCCCACGCCCGCGCACUGCCCCGCCUGCCGCGCGACCCGGCCCUGCCCGCACUUCUCCGGCGUCCUGCCGCGGAGCAGCAGUGCCAGCAGCAGCGCGGGCAGCAGCAGCGCGGGCAGCAGCAGCAGCCGUGUGGUGCCGCCGCCGGCGCCGAACCCGUUCUCGCCGCUCUCGACGCCCGAGCUGUCGACACUUGGCGGCGGGUCGGUGUCCGGGGCGAGCGUGGCUGCGCCGGGGACGCCCCGCGGGGACGCGGGAGAGGAGGGCGCUGGCGCGGCCAGACGGGUGUCGGUUGUGUCGUUUUGCUGA
Messenger RNA from Thermothielavioides terrestris NRRL 8126, 1719 nucleotides. RefSeq lists its product as uncharacterized. The transcript is spliced from 3 exons. The record is from RefSeq and is a predicted model, not a curated record. Lineage: Eukaryota; Fungi; Ascomycota; Sordariomycetes; Sordariales; Chaetomiaceae. The coding region runs from base 1 to 1719 and encodes 572 amino acids.